This is a messenger RNA of Ectocarpus sp. CCAP 1310/34, 7729 nucleotides long. NCBI's taxonomy places the organism in Eukaryota, Phaeophyceae, Ectocarpales, Ectocarpaceae. The record is from the annotation of a GenBank genome assembly.
AUGGAGUGUAAGCGCUCAAUGGACUGCACUUGCCCGCAGUGUGCGGCAGCGUCUGCGCAGUUUUCAGUCGAGGACUUGAAGCAAUUUUCGUCUGCGAUUGACUACGGGGAAGAAGAGGGGAACGAUUCCACCUCCCCGUCAGAGCCCCAACCGCCGAUUAAACCCAAGCCCACUCCCAAGCGCAAGCCCAAUCCCCGACCUCGACCUGCUGCCGCUCCAGUUCCAAAAGAAGCGGUUCCCACAGCAGCGCCGCAACCGGCUGUGCCUGUAGUCGCGUCACAGAGCGGAGGUGCCGCUGAUGAUAAUGGCGAAGAUGGACCUCUGGAAGGUCGGCUCGUUUCAAAGAACUGGAAAGAUCGUAAAGCGGCGUAUGAUCAAGUGCUGAGUCUCUAUCAACACGCCAUGUCGGACGAUAGCGACGUAUUUCGCGACUACGCACCCUUUCUCAAGGGCAUGGUGCAAGAUUCCAACGCAUCUUGUCUCGAUGCGGCUCUGGACGCCCUACUGGCAUUUGCCGACGGCUAUGUCAAAGCCUGUGAGCACGCUCCCGAGCUAGCCCCAGGAAUCGUGGCAAAAGGCUUGAGCGGUAGGCCAGGCACUGUAGCUCGGGCAGAGGCAGUGCUGCUCAAAUUCAUGGAGGUGGACACGCCUGAUGUCGUGGCAGCCGUACUGCUGGAGGGGCUUUCUGACAAGAAGCCCAAGGUACCACCCGCCUGUGUUGGCAUCCUCGCCAACGCGAUUCAACUGUUCGGAGCGAGAGCAAUGCCUCUCAAAGAUCUCAAGGCUGCUCUGCCAGGCAUGUUAUCGCACAAGGUAGUGGCCGUGCGUCAACAGGGGCUAGCAUUGGCUGCUGAGAUCAUCAGCUGGUGUGGUGAGCCCAUGCUGGCAUCGGUCACUUCGGAGCUGCGAUCAGCCCAAAAGACUGAUCUGGAUGGCCUUGUAAACGAAAAGGCAACAGGCUCGCCUCGGGUUCCAACACUUUACCUCAGGAAGGACCGGCCAUCGGAGUCGGACGAAGUCGGAGAUGAGUCCAAGGGUCCCGGAGUGGAGGAAGUGUUCGACCCAAGGGAAUUCAUCGAACCGGUUAGGCAUUCUAUUGUCAUCGGUAGAGGACACCGUGAAGAGGCGUCGUGCAUGCCGGCACGUUCAGGUUUGCUACUGGUGCGGANGGGGCUAGCAUUGGCUGCUGAGAUCAUCAGCUGGUGUGGUGAGCCCAUGCUGGCAUCGGUCACUUCGGAGCUGCGAUCAGCCCAAAAGACUGAUCUGGAUGGCCUUGUAAACGAAAAGGCAACAGGCUCGCCUCGGGUUCCAACACUUUACCUCAGGAAGGACCGGCCAUCGGAGUCGGACGAAGUCGGAGAUGAGUCCAAGGGUCCCGGAGUGGAGGAAGUGUUCGACCCAAGGGAAUUCAUCGAACCGGUUGACAUCCUGUCCAAGCUACCCAAGACCGAAUUCAACCAAAAGGUUGCAGCCACGAAGUGGAGCGAGAUCUUGGAGGGCCUCAACAUUGCCAUCGAGAUGAUCGGCGAUGUGCCUAAGCUUACUGCGGGCGACUACGGUGACAUGGUGCAAAAGCUGAAGCGCCUGGGCGAUCAUUCACACGUUCAGGUUGCUUCUACUUCGCACCGGCUUCUUUCUCUCAUGGCGGAGGGACUUGGCCAGGGUUUUCACCCGUAUUUCAGAAGCAUUCUGGGAGCGAUGCUGGUGAAGCUCAAGGACAAGAAAUGCGCAGGCGUUCUUGGAACUUGCCUGGACAGAGUCUACGGGAACCCGCACUCGCUGGACCAAGUGGUGGAUGAGGUAGUGGCCGCCUUGGAUACCAAGAAGGCAAUACACGCGCGCGUGGCAACUCUUCGAUGGAUCUCUCGAUGUGUGGCCAAGAGCAAGCCUGCUGUGGAGAUCGCAACGCUGACGACUCUGGCAAAGGCCACGAUCCGCCUUGUGGAUGAUUCGGACCCCAAGAUUCGAGAAGCCGGGAGCGCUACAGUCGCAGAUAUUGCCAACGCGUCCAGGGGUGCGAAGGGACCUGCCCCUCCAGUGUGGGCGGUCGUGCUGGAGCUACAGACUGCAAAUGCGAGGGCCUUCAAACGGAUUCAAGGCCAGGUUAAGGGAGCAGCCAGCAACACUCCCACACAGCCUGAUAAGGUGCCGUCGGCGCCUCCCCAGGGUCAACGUUCUGCGGGUAAAAGUACUUCGACGGCCGCCGAAAAAUCAGCCGCAGGACCUAAACAUGGAAGUGGCACCAGCUCCAAACCUCCUUCUGUGCGUGCUCGUGCCGCGACACGAGGCACCAGCAAACAACAACCAAAGCCCCGAACAGCACCGAGCUCGUCGGCGGGUCAGCGAAAACCUUCGGCUCCCUCCGCGAAAGAGAGUGACGACGCUGUUGACGACACCGUUUCUAUUACGCUGGAGGAGGCGGUCGACAAACUCGACGGGGCCGGGAUCGAGGGCUGGGGAGAGAGCAUCUUGCCUGGUCUGCGCGGUACAGCCUGGAAAGAAAAGGUGGCCUCUAUCGAGCGCAUCACGCAGGGGGUCCAGUCAGAUCCUGGAAGUCUCCUCACUCCGGUGGUUAUAGUGUUGGCGGCGCACACAAAACAGUUCAAGGACUCCAACUUUAACGUGCUGAAGGCAAGUUUCCUGGGUAUCAUCACUCUGCUGGAAGCUGCUCACGCGGCCGGUGUCGCGAAAGGGAACCAGGCAGUUGUGUCGACGGUGGUCGCACCAGCGGUGGAAAAGCUUGGAGACAGGAAGCUCCAGGAAACGACAUCUUCACUGCUGACAUCCGCUGCCGAGUCCUUCGGGCCUUCUUGGGUUGCUCGCAGGGUGAUGAAGGCCGCGGGACAGGCAAAGGCUCCUCUUGUCCACAGCGAGGCUCUCACGUGGAUCCACGCUUGUGUGAAAGACUUUGGGGCGGCAGUUCUUCCUGCGCCGCACGUCGUGGCGUUUGCUGUGUCAGAACUCGAGCACGUUAACCCCAAGGUGCGGACCUCUGCACUGGAUCUACUGGGAAGUAUGUACCACCGUCUUGGCCCGCCCAUGAAAGCUCUCCUGCCGGAACUACGGGCAGCUCUGCAGUCACAGGUGGAUAGCGUAUUUAGUAAGGUAGGAUAUGAUCCUACAGCUGAUGCGCAAGUGGCACGGAGAGCACCAACCGUCGGUGAUGAAGUGCAGGACCCAGCUGCUGCCGGUGGCGGCCUUCCAAGAAUCGACCUCAGCACAUUGCUUGAGAAGGAUUGCCUUCCUCGCAUGCAGUGCAUCAAGGGGAAGGACGCAUGGAAAGGGCGGAAGGCGGCAAUCGAAGAGGUUGUGCAAGCAUGCGGAAAGUCGGGGAAUCAUCUCGAGGCCAACCGCUUCAUGGUGGAAGUCCUGAAAGCUCUUACUCCGCGACUAGCGGAUUCCCAGUCUAACCUCAAGCCCUUGGCUGCCAGUGCUCUGGCUGAAGUAGCUUCCAGCGUCGGGGCCGAUUCCUCCCCUAAGCUAACCCGCAUCUACGCAGAGCCUCUCUUGGCAUGUGUUGCGGACAACCGCAAGAUGAUGCGGGACGCUGCCAUUGCUGCCCUCGAGAAAGUGACCCUUUCGGGAGGUGCACUACACGUCCCAACCGCAGAAGCUUUGAUCGGUCCCGUGGUUGUAGCGAUGACCAACACAGUGGGGAGAACUGAAUUGCUCACGUGGCUCAAGUCGUUCUUGGCGCAGAUUCCGUCGGGAGAGGGGCCCACUAGUCUAGUGUCACCCUUGCUGGUGUGCAUGCAAGACAAAAGUGCCGGCGCACGCCAGGUAGCGCAAGAAUGUUUGUCCGUGCUCGUCGCUGCUGGCACCGUGCAACCUUCUCGCGUGCGUGCGGGAACUCGGGACUUUCAGCCGGCUGUAAUGCGCCAGCUGAAACCCGCGCUGGAGAAAAUCUUGGAAAACUUAGGAGAUACUGGUUCGGGCGGUGUAGAGGCCGCAGAUGCCGCAGCCCCCUCGGCAGCAACCCAGGCGGCGCCCCUGACAGUUGUGUCGAAGCUAGUUCGCGGUGGGCCUAACACCGGGGGAUCUUCAGGAGCCCAAACCAAACGGCCAUUGCGCUCGACCAUUGCCCAGAAGGUAGAGAGCGCGUCAGAAAGCGAAGGCACACCUUCAUCAUCUGGUGGGCCUCUUCUUUCCACCAGUUCCAAGGGUAAGAGACUCGAAUCAGAGAAGCGCACCCGUUGGUUCGUCUCAUCCGAUGAGCCUCGAGACCAUCAGACCUCGUCACUCAAGGCGCUUUGGUCCCCACUUCUGCGGUCGGAUGCCGUCGACAUCCUGUUUCCCGCUCGGGUCGGGAGCAUGGAAUGCGGAACUCCGGGGGUGGAACUGCUGUCCUGUGCUCUGCGCGAUCAACGCGAGUCGUUCAUGGACCAGCUGGAUAUCAUUUUCAAGUGGAUAUCGCUGCGGCUUUGCGAGAAGGAGAACGUGAAGGCCAUGGGUCAGCUUCUACAGUUCCUGGGAGACACGUUCGAUGCGCUUGUUGCGGCGCAAUACCGGCUGGAGGAUAUGGAGGUUGAUGCUCUCCUCCCCACGUUACUCGACAAAAGUGGACAAGCGAAGGAGCGGUUCCGUGUUGCCAUCCGCGGGCUCUUGACCAAAGUCCCGCUUUUGUGCUCUUAUGCCAAAUACUCCCCGCUGCUUCUCCAAGCGACAGCAUCCAAAAACAGUCGUACCCGUAUCGCCUGCCUCUUGGAGCUGUCACGCUGCAUCGGGGCAGAUGGACCGGCUAGUGCGCUGGGCAAGAAGGGGCUCAAGGAGCUUGCCAAGCAUGUGGACUCCGACCAAGCAGAGGUGCGUUCCGCGGCGUUGGAUGCAGUUGAAGCCUGUUAUCUGGGCCUCGACAAGGACUCUAGUCGUAUUCAUCGCCUCCUGGGCGCUGUCAACGACAAGACGAAGACUCUCAUCGACGAGCGGAUGAAAGCGGCAGACCGAAAGAACAUCAGCAAUGCGCCGUCUGGCAGCCAAGCAAACACGCGGGGCCUCCGGGAAGCUGCGGCUGCUGCACCUGCCAUACCUGACUCAGAACAGAGAGGGCAGCAAGCACGCUUGCCGCCGUCCCCGCCGGAGACCUCACCAGGAGGGGGAGCUGUAGAGAAACCAACACCGCAAGCGCCAGCAUCGACGCCAGCUAGGACCGUGGACACUCAGGAGCGUCCUGGGGAUGACGAUCACCGCGCCAGCCUCGGAGGAUUGGGAACUGAUGCCACCUGGGGCGACGGUUCUUCGGGUGCCCUUUUGAACACCUCCAGCGGGCACGCCGGCAGUGACGACGAGGGACCUUUCCGCUUCGACUGCAAUGCUCUGGAAGUCCAACUAUCGCCGCGUAGCCGGCAGCGAGAAACGAGCAACACCGCUGCUGAUGAGGAGUUCAAUUCUUUGUUGGCAGAGCUCGACGUCGGGCUUCUACAGUGCCGCACGUUGCUCAAUAUAUCUCCUCAAGACCGUUCGGCUGCGGUGGACCAGAUCAAGAACCUGUCCAGCUGGGCGACAGCGCAAGGCCGAAGGACUGAUGGGACAGAUGGGGAGGCCGUCCUGGAACGGCAUCACUCUCGUCUUAUCGAAACCCUCGUACGCUGCCUCCGGCUGUCUUUCACCGGAAGUGCUGCAGUGGCCGAUGGUGAUGCUCAUUACGCUGAGGUUGCAGGUGCAGGCGGAAUUGAUCUAGAGCUGGCGCCCGAGGUGGUAACUGCUCUGGACGACGUGUGCGUGUUGUCACCCCGGUCUUUCGAUGCGCCCUCUUUGGCGGCGCUGCUUGAAGAAGUCUGCCUCUGGCUGGUCGAGCAGCGCAUCGGUCCUCGCGCCCAACACUCCACCUACAAGUCCUGUGAUCCGUACGCGCAGGUGCAGCACAAACUCAACCGUGUGGCGACGGCAUCUGGUUCGGCAAACCCUUUGGUUGCCAUGUCAGCCCUGCUAGAUGUAAUGGCCAACGCCUACGCAAAGAGUGCUGGACGUCAGGAACCCGAACAGGUUUCAGGCAGAGGCAAGCGCUCCCUGGAAACGAAGCUGCUGAAGGUGUACGUCAAGCUGUUGGCGAGACUAUUGCGAGACUCCGAGAAGGACAGCUUCGGCAGAAACGAUGGCGGGUCGAAAGAGCUUGGCCUUCCGCUUGUUCUACGGGCGCUGCACAAGUAUCACCUCGCCGAGAAGCAGCGGGCCGCGGUGAAUCACAGCAACAUGGAAGACCGAACUGCAUUUGACGCCGCGCAACGCUUGGUGUCGAUGUUUUGCGAACGUCUUUGCAGCGCGUUUGGAAGUUCAGCGGUGGUCGGAACCUCCAACGUCAUCAGGGAGGAAGAAGGUUCCGAGAGCGCGGCGAGCGUCGAAGCAUGGGCAACAACUUUGGGUCGAUGCCUGGUCACCAUGAAGGAAAAUACGGCCGACCGCCGGCAUUCGUCCCAAGUCGCUCCGAUCAAGACCGACCACGUGGCAGAGAUUGCACGUCUCAUCGGACUGGUUUCGGCGGAAUCCCAGAACGUCGGUGAUGGCAGCGAUGGCUCAGCUGCGUUGACCGAGCUUAAGGCUUUCGUCCAGAGGUGGCCUGAAGCCCAAUCGACACUUGAACAUCAGGUGGACCGGUUAAAGCCACGGUUUCGCCAGUUCAUUCUCGAAGGUUGUAAAGCUCAACAACAAUCGGCUGAAGCCGGACUACGGAGCACGCCACUACGUGGGCGAAUGGCGGACGUGCAUGGAAGCCUGCGGAAAGGGCAGGCGGCGGCGACGCUCGCGCAGGACGAUGGCGCGCGCAAGUCUCUAACGUUCGACAAUGGCCUCCAACCCGGCACCCAAAUGUCCCACGCAGAUCAGGACGACACUCGAUCGACCAAUCGCCUCCAGGAGAUACGGAGGAGGAUGGGUGUUUUGGGUGCACGAGACGCUGUGGGGACGGAUGGUGGCAGGCCGCAACUGCUGAAGCAGCAGAACAGCAGCAGCAGCAGCAAGAGCUUUAGCAGCGGUACAACAGCUGGUCUCCAAGAACGCCUGCGCCGCGCUCAAUCGAAGCCUGCUCAAGGUCCCAAGUCUCCGGGAGCAGAGUCCUCUAGCGACUUCGCGCAGAGGUUCAGGAACAGAAAUGCUUAAAUCGUAUGACAAGAGUACAUAAGUGUGGUGUCGAUGUUCACAUUUGGUUUCUCAAUCUUCCACAAGGCACAGUAGUAUUCACAAGUGUUUCCGUUAGCUAACGUAAGCUGUGUUGAUGUCGUUUUCGUAGUACAGUGGGGAUCCCUCGGUAGCAUGAAUAUUAUAGUGCCGGAGCUGGCACUUCUGAUGGAAUCGUGGAGGCAGAUUCCAAAAAGGGAUAUACAUGUAGGUUAGAUAAAACCAGGUGCGAAAAGGGUGGUCAUGAAACAUGAAACAAAGUAGGUAUGAUGUCAUACGUUUCUGCUGUACCUGCUGCGAGAGCGCGCUGCUAUACACGCAUAUUGUUCUAAUAUUACUUGUAGUUCUGGGGUCUCCACCCGACAAGUUGUGUGUUUUCUGGCGUCUCACCUGGCGCUCUUGUUAGACGACUGUUCCGUCCAAAAUCCGAAACGGAAAGAACUCUCAAAUGUUCCUGCACAAUUCUGAUUUACCACAGUUUUUUUCAGUUAGCUUAGUUAUUAAUGGGGUUUUUGGAGGACGAGCUAAAUAGAAUGUGGCAACGGGAACACUAAGACACUUGCUGCACCCUCUUCCAAUCCGACAUUCCGUGCAAGCGAUAUAUUGGCGUGAAGCUGGC